ACACUGUAGAUCAAGUUUGAUCUUUUUUUCUACACUUUGGAAGUCCAGAAAAAAUGCCCGCAGCCACUUGAAUGAAUGAGUUGUGUUGUAGGAAGUUUAUUAUUUUACAGAAGACUUUCAAACGUUAAGUGCGCAAUUUAGGAUCUUUUUCCCCUUUUUACAGUGGCAUUUGUGUAGCCUUGUCAGGAUGCUGGCCUUAAUAGUUGGACUGUUGUAUCUGGUCGCUGGACAUGCGGUGCGAAGCCAGGAUGCUACAGGUAGCCGCUUUGUAUGUAACGCUAUUCCUCCGGGCGCAGAGCCCGGCUGCGGGUAUGGUCCUACGGGGAACCGUGUUCAGAGCAGCAGCCCUGUGGAGGACGAGCUUCGGAAUACGAUCAUCCAGCUUCGGGAGACCAUCCUGCAGCAGAAGGAAACCAUCGUGAGCCAGCAGGGAACCAUCAAGGAGCUCAACUCUAAGCUUGCGCGCUGUGAGGCGGCAGCCGACGAGUCGUCGCAGGGCAAGUCCCGAGGUCAGGGCUCCAGACGGAAGGAGUACGGCAAGAACACCAUGGGGGACUUGCCCCGGGACCCUGGUGAAACUAUAGACCAACUGGGCAAGACCAUGCAGAGUCUUAAAGGUCGGCUGGAGAACUUGGAGCAGCAGAGUUUGCGUCUCCCUAUCACAAAUGUGUCAACUGCUGGUGUCACGGCCCUGACUCCCCUGCCACCAGAGCUCAGGGAGCUGCUGAGGCAACGUCUGGGGGCGCUGGAGACCCAACUCCUCCGGAAGGUGGCUGAGCUGGAGGAGGAGAAGAGUCAGCUCUACAAUGAAACAGCAGCCCACCGCCAACGCACUGAGAGUGCGCUCAAUUCCCUCCUGGAGAGGAUCACAGAGCUUGAAAAAAAUAAUAAUGCCUUCAAGUCACCUGAGGAUUUCAAGGUGUCCCUUCCUCUCCGUACAAACUACCUGUAUGGCCGCAUCAAGAAGAGCCUCCCAGAGAUGUAUGCCUUCACUGUCUGCAUGUGGCUCAAGUCCAGUGCUAGUCCUGGAAUAGGAACCCCAUUUUCUUAUGGUGUUCCAGGCCAGGCCAAUGAGAUAGUCCUCAUCGAAUGGGGGAACAAUCCCAUUGAGCUACUUGUUAAUGAUAAGGUGGCCCAGCUCCCUCUGUCAGUGAGUGAUGGGCGCUGGCACCAUAUUUGCAUCACCUGGACAACUAGAGAUGGUUUCUGGGAGGCUUACCAGGAUGGCGAGCGUUUGGGCACUGGGGACAACCUGGCCCCCUGGCACCCAAUUAAACCUGGAGGGGUGAUCAUCCUGGGCCAGGAGCAGGACAUCGUGGGAGGACGUUUCGAUGCCACCCAGGCUUUUGUGGGUGAGCUGAGCCAGUUCAACAUGUGGGACCGAGUACUGCGGCCCGUGGACAUCAUGGGUCUGGCCAACUGCUCAGCCUACAUGCCAGGAAACGUGGUUCCUUGGAUUGAUGCGAACGUGGAAGUGUUUGGAGGUGCAACUAAGGCUGCUCUGGAAAUCUGUGAAGAUCGUGCUUUUGAUUCCUAAAGGAUCCAAUGUAGGAAAACCAGUAUGGCCUCUGGUCUCUGAAAGCUAAGUAUUCUGACUGGUGCUUCUGUCAAAUUCCAAAGGCAAGGGCACCAGCACAACAUUUUUAUGUAUUUAUGUGGUCUGACUGCAUAGUCUCAAAGACUCUUGGAAACACAGCUUCAUGUGUCCAUUAAAUCUGAACCCUUAAGACAUUAGAGGAGAGCUCGAAAUAGUUUGCUUAUCUGACGAAGACGUGCUGUUGCAUCAGUCUGCUGUAAUGAUAUGAGCUGCUGUCAUUUUGUGUUUUCUCCUCAGUAGAUCAACUUUUAUUCGACUCCUCUUUGAAAACAGCUCAUCUUGGUUGCAUUCCUUAUAACGACAAUGCUGCACUGUAUUCGUAGUCAAUGUGAGCUCAAACAGGCUUUGAUGUGCUGUGGAAAACUAUUCCUAAGUAACAUGGCAGAGCACUACAUGCUGUGAGCUUCCUUGCUGUUUGAAGAACAAUGAAACAGAGAAGCAAGGAGUGAGGUGAAAUGAGGUGGACGCUCAUGAGUUCAAAGUGGGCAAGAACAACCCUCGCUGUUGAUUAUUUUGAGGUAUUCCAACAUGGCAGACUGUCUAAAUAUUAUGCAUGAGCCUGAGCAGUGGAUGGAAGUCAGUUCACAAGUGGCAGUGCAUGCUUUCUGUUAAUACAUGCGGUGUGCGGGGUGUGUCUAAACAAGUCAAUGCCGCUUUCUGACAACAUUACAUAAGUCAGUGUGUGUAUGUUGAUGUGCGUAAGGCUUGUCUUGCGUGUAAAACGACUGGAGAUUAUGAGGAAUGGAGGACAUUUUCAUUCUUGUAAAUCUACGCUUAAUACCUCACUGCCCCUUGAGCAGCUGCCAUAUCCCAAACAGCUUUAUGGAUGGGUUGGCUUUGCUCAGGUUAAUAGCAAUGUCGGACAGCUGCCCAGGACUGGCGAAUCGGCUGAGCUGUGGAUGCCAGCAGAGUGCUCAGUGAGGGCAGAGACUGGGUUUGACCUUCAAGGACAAUCCUUAAUUCCUCAUCUGGGUAGUAAUUAUGUGUGUUAAUGAUUGAGUGUGCUGGUGAGCAGCCCUGGUCCACUGGUGUUUCUCUAAGCUGAGUAGUUCACAGCUGAUAAAAUAUUGAGAUGUAAAGUGGGAGUCAAAUGAGAGCAGCACUCUGUGGGUGUAGCUGUCAGGUGGAGUUUGGUCUUAAUUGCUUCAAACUGAGUAAGAAAAAAGUUUCAAUAGAUGGCUAUGUUAUAUUUUUAAAAAACUAUAUAUAGGAAACUGAUGGAUCUUGUCACUGCUUGGUGAAUACAAGCUUUUAUGCUUUUUGCAGCUUAAUAAUUGUUACUUCUUAAUGUUGUGGUGGACAUUUGUUUCAAACUGCUUGAUUUGAUUCCUAUAAGGACGCAGAUGUAAGAGAGACUUUGUUAACACCUCUAGACUUUCUGUAAUUCUCCCUGUGGACUUUUCCUGACAGAGUAGAUGCUAGUAUAAAAGCCAUUAAAAAGCUUCCAUCCACAGCUGAAACAACCAGGAUGCAGUAGAUAACUGGACAGCACAGAAUGUUGCAGAAGUGAAGGUGCACACUUAAUAGCAUAAACAUAAAAGACUUGUGAACAUUUUGUGAUUGUUCCUCUCUUCGGUGUCUUUGUUAACAAUGUUUUAAUGUAAAAUCAAGAAAUUGGAUUCCUGCAAAGUGUAUUUUUCUUGCUAUUUCUGCUCAUGAUUUUUGUCCAUUAGCAGCACAUUAUCUCAAAAAAAAAAAAAAAAAGAUGAGAAAAAAAAGUUUUUUAAAAUGGUGAAAAUGGCCUUUUGUGAGAACCAUAUGUGCUUUUUCUUGUGAAGUUUUGGUCAAGCUUUUAUGGCGCAAUUCAGCAGCACAGACAACGAGGGACACAAGAAAAUGCAAAAUGUGUUUGCUGUUAAUGUUUUAAAGUCUUCUUUGUGUGUAGCACCAGUUUUAGUCGUGCACUUUUCUGCAGUGCGGUCGAAUGUCCUCUUGCACCCAAUAAGAGUGAACAAGUUCCUGAGACAUGAUAAAUAAAGCAGCAACUUAAUGAUGUGAUGGAACAAGUGAACAUAUGCUUGAACAGUCGAAGCAUGUUUUAUUAAAAUAUCAUUGCGUUGCAUUAGUGAUGAUGUCAGAGAGGAGUGUAACCCUGCCACGGUCAUGCUCUAUUCUUCACUGCUAUUUCUAAAUAAGGAAACAUUGCUUCAAUCAUUGAGGAAGAUUAAAAAAAAAAAAGUUCUAUUUUUUUCCUGUAACAUUUUUGGAUGCAUUCAAUCUAAUGGAGAUGUGGGUGCAUGUCCAGUUGGUAGCCAUAUUAUCUGUAGGACUAGGAUAUGUCCUCUCAUCUGGGCAAUGAAAUGUUGUCAGCAGUGGAGAAAUCCUGUGGAUUGGCAGACUUCCAGGUGGAAAUGAAAAAAUCUGCCCAUGCGGAUUAUGGGAACUGCUACAAUGUAGGACACUGUGAGCCUUCUUCAUUCUCUUCUCGACCCCGUGUGUGUUGAUGCCAUCACCAGUGUACUGAUGCAGACACACCAGGGGGGCCCUGUUUUUUUUUUGUUUUUUUUGUUUUUUUAAGAGAACAAUAUGAGGCCUUCAAAAAAAAAGAGAACAAAAUAACAACCAACAAUGAAAUAUGUGUAUGUUUGAUAUUUAUUUUUUGCAUAAUCUGUAUUUCUGUAUCUAUUUUCAUUGCUGUAACACUGCACAUCUCGAUGUUCCGAAAUGUAAAGUACAAAUUUGCAGUUAAAUUAAAAGAAUCCCACUUGCAUUUACAGAAAUGAUGGAUACAAUAGUUUCUGUAAAAUAUGCAUUGCAGCUUUGUUUUUCCACAUGUCUACAGAAAAGUUUGUCACAGAAUUAAUAAAAAAAACAAAAUCA
Archocentrus centrarchus (flier cichlid) is the source of this 4417-nucleotide messenger RNA. It is a transcript of the gene nptx2a, whose product is annotated as neuronal pentraxin 2a. The transcript has 5 exons. NCBI's taxonomy places the organism in Eukaryota, Metazoa, Chordata, Actinopteri, Cichliformes, Cichlidae. The record is from RefSeq and is a predicted model, not a curated record. Bases 188 to 1537 code for a protein of 449 amino acids.